UUUCAUGGACUUGUGGAAGUAGAGUAAUUUCGUCUCUGACAGAAUGUCAACACUGUACUUGGAGAAACUAACCCGUCUUUAUGAGCGGUACCAGGAGUAUGUCACAAAGAACCCCGCCGCUACCGCGCAGCUGGAGAGCACAGUCCGGACUUUGUCAUACCUUAUAGCAGGUCGCUUCACGGAUUCACAUGAACUCUCAGAGUUGGUAUAUUCUGCAUCUAACUUGUUAGUACUGCUGAAUGAUGGCAUUCUCAGGAAAGGUCUUUCUCGGACCCUGCCUAUGUCGCUCUCACACCAGAGGCUGCUCACCUGGCUGUCAGUGCUGGAGUAUGUGGAAGUCUUCACUGAGAUGGGAGCUGCUAAGCUCUGGGGAGACGUUGGCCGGUGGCUGGUUAUCGUUCUCGUCCAAAUCACCAAAGCUAUCCUGCGCGUCCUGUUGCUCUUUUGGUACAAGUCAGGAAUUCAAACGUCACCUCCAAUUAUUCCCCUUGACAGAGAGUCACAGUUAUGUAAUGGAGGUAAAAACGACAGUAUCGAUGUUGAGGAAAAUCCUUCCUUUGUGGGCCAGCGUUCUGGGAGGGUGAUGCGACCUCUGGGAACAACACCUUCACUGCGUUCUCGUCUCUGGGGUGCUCCACACAGAGAAAAGAAGCGUGCUCAAGAGGAGGAAUUACUUUCAAGCCCCACCCCCCUGGGGCUGCAUGAGACAAUGGCAGAAGCUCUAUAUAUUGGACGGCCUCUAGUGCAUUUGGCCUGCCUGGGGCUGUGUGGCAAGCGCUCAUGGAAGCCAUGGCUCAUCUCUGGUCUCCUUGAGAUAACCAGCUUUGCUUUGCUGAGUGACAUAAAGACACUCAGUCGCAGAGAAAGGGCAGAGAUGCGGAGGCGAGCCUUCCUCCUUCUCUAUUACCUGCUCCGCUCUCCCUUCUAUGACAGAUACUCAGAAACAAAGAUUCUUUUCCUGCUACGAUUCUUGAGAGAUCAUGUACCUGGAGUUGGAUUAGUUGCACGUCCGCUGAUGGAAUACCUCCCCGUCUGGCAGAAGAUCUACUUUUAUAACUGGGGCUGAUCUCAGGAUCAACAAGUUGGAAUUCAUGAUGGACACCUUGUGUACGACACGGGAGGGAAUCCGUAGCUCAAUGCUACAGACGCUUAUGAGGAGUCUGACAUCUGUGCCAGAUUAUACACUUAUUCACAGAGACUGAAAUGUGUUUGUUACACCUUUUUCUUUUGAGUAGGGGAAUCUGUGCUGUCCUUCAGUUUGUAACUGGUGAUUGUAUAUAGUUUUAUUUCCUUCUAAUACAUUGCUGAAAACCCUGUCUUAAUGUGAUUUUUCCCCAUUGUAGCUUGUUUGGU
This is a messenger RNA of Chanos chanos (milkfish), 1353 nucleotides long. It is a transcript of the gene pex16, whose product is annotated as peroxisomal biogenesis factor 16. The coding region runs from base 44 to 1066 and encodes 340 amino acids. Gene Ontology annotation, cellular component: peroxisomal membrane. The record is from RefSeq and is a predicted model, not a curated record. The transcript is spliced from 11 exons. NCBI's taxonomy places the organism in Eukaryota, Metazoa, Chordata, Actinopteri, Gonorynchiformes, Chanidae. Gene Ontology annotation, biological process: peroxisome organization.